AUGAGGAGUCCAACUCAGAAACCCCAACAAAAUCCUCAACAAGAUGAUCAAGAAGAAGUUAAACAAGAAGAAGAAGAAGAAACGUUUACAUGUGAAAUUUGUAUUGAACCAGUUACCCUCCGUGACAAGUUCAAGAUCAACAACAAAUGCCCUGAUCACCCCUUCUGUACCGAUUGUAUGAUCAAGUACAUCCAGGUGAAGCUAGAAGACAACAAAUCAGACAUAAGAUGCCCUGCUACUUCCUGCAACCAUUCACUCGACCCCUUCUCAUGCCGCUCCACAAUCACACACCAACUGUUUGACAAAUGGGGUGAUGUGUUAUGUGAAUCCGCCGUGUUAGGCGUUGAGAGGGUUUACUGCCCUAACAAAGAGUGUUCGGAGUUGAUUCUAAACGAGUGUGGUGCUCGUAAGCUCAAGAGAUGCGUGUGCCCUGAUUGCAAGAAGCCUUUUUGUUUCAGGUGUAGGGUUCCAUGGCAUGCUGGUUCUACUUGUAGAGAGACGAGGGAUGAAAACGACGUCGCGUUUGAUGUUAUUUGCGAGAAGAAUAAGUGGCAGAGGUGUCCCACCAAACCCUAG
Messenger RNA from Helianthus annuus (common sunflower), 576 nucleotides. RefSeq names its product probable E3 ubiquitin-protein ligase RNF217. The record is from RefSeq and is a predicted model, not a curated record. Gene Ontology annotation, molecular function: zinc ion binding; ubiquitin protein ligase activity; ubiquitin conjugating enzyme binding. Lineage: Eukaryota; Viridiplantae; Streptophyta; Magnoliopsida; Asterales; Asteraceae. Gene Ontology annotation, biological process: ubiquitin-dependent protein catabolic process; protein polyubiquitination; positive regulation of proteasomal ubiquitin-dependent protein catabolic process. Bases 1 to 576 code for a protein of 191 amino acids. The transcript has a single exon. Gene Ontology annotation, cellular component: cytoplasm; ubiquitin ligase complex.